AUGGAGAAUCAAAAGGUUAAGCUAAUGUGUAGCUAUGGUGGAAAAAUCCAGCUUCGUCCUCACGAUCAUCAACUCUCCUAUGUUGGCGGCGAUACCAAAAUCCUCACUGUUGAUCGGAACGUCAAGUUUUCCGAUGUAGCUGCAAAGGUGAAUUGUCUUUGUAAUUGCAACGCGGAGGUUUUUAUAAAGUACCAGUUGCCUGGCGAAGAUCUCGAUGCACUUGUUUCUCUUAUCGAUGAUGACGAUGUUGAGCAAAUGAUGGUUGAAUAUGAUCGCAUGCAAAAAGUUUCCACAAAACCCGCUAGGUUAAGGCUUUUCCUCUUUUACCCGAUUCGUUUACCAGAAUCGCCGUUGAAUCCGGAUUUUUUAUUCGGAUUCGAUAAGGAUUACAACCCGAACCCGAGUUCAACGGCAACAGAGGAUCUUCUGCAAUUGCAAUUCCCCGAAAAUUCAGGAUUGGAUAUGUCAAAAAAUGAGGGAAGCGGAGUGAUUGCAGUUCCGAAAAUAGUUUGUGGUGACAACAGCAGCAGCAGCUUGUUGGUGAAGAAUCAUUACACACAAGGGUUACGUGAAAGGCAUGUGAAUGGUGGGGCCUAUGGUAAUGCGGUGCAGAUGGUUUACGGGGUACCACUGAUGACUGGUGGGUAUCACACUGGGUUUGGGCAGUUGGGAGUAGUGGCUGCAGGUGGUGGCCAAUACAUGGACCAGCCUGUCUACAAUUUUGUGCCUGCAGUGACUUCGGUGAUGGUCCCAGAUCAGCACAAGAUGAUUGUGUCUACAACUGAUACUCUCAGCCGUGAAAUCAAAGGUUGA
Messenger RNA from Solanum tuberosum (potato), 813 nucleotides. RefSeq lists its product as uncharacterized. The coding region runs from base 1 to 813 and encodes 270 amino acids. Lineage: Eukaryota; Viridiplantae; Streptophyta; Magnoliopsida; Solanales; Solanaceae. The transcript has a single exon. Gene Ontology annotation, molecular function: protein binding. The record is from RefSeq and is a predicted model, not a curated record.